This is a messenger RNA of Leptosomus discolor (cuckoo roller), 1894 nucleotides long. NCBI's taxonomy places the organism in Eukaryota, Metazoa, Chordata, Aves, Leptosomiformes, Leptosomidae. The record is from RefSeq and is a predicted model, not a curated record.
AUGAAACCCUCUGCCACCUAUGAGCUGUUAGUGGAUGGUGUUGGGCCAUGGGACUUCACUGGCAGUUUUGUUCCUUGUGAGCUGCUACUUGUUGGAGAGGAUGCUUACCCUGUGCUUGUGAGCUCUAAGAAGCAGGUUCUGAUCGCUGUUUCACAAUAUGGCAAGGGCCGAAUGGUGGUUGUUUCCCAUGAAGGAAUCUUGAAGGACUCCAAGUUUUCCCAGUUCCUCAGAAAUGCUGUGGAGUGGCUCAGGCCUUCCCCCGAGGCCCUGGUUGGGGUCCAUCCUCAUUUGGAUUCCCUCUCCCAGCUGCUGCUCAGAGCUGGCACCAAAGUACAAGCUGGGGCAGAGCUUAGCCCCUCCCUGGGGGUGUACUGUAUGGACGCCUAUGACAGCACGCAAGCGAAAGACCUGGUUGGCUUUGUAAAGGGAGGUGGAGGGCUGCUCAUGGGAGGCCAAGCCUGGCACUGGGCUAGUCAACAUGGCAAGGAGAAGGUGUUGUUUGAAUUCCCUGGGAACCAGGUGACCAGCGUAGCUGGCGUGUACUUCACAGGAAAUGUUGUGGAGAAAGGCAUCUUCAAAGUUGCCAAGAAAAUUCCCAAGAUCCCAUUAAUUGUCCCGCACCAGGCCAACCUCAGCCUUGAUGCUGAGUUUCUCCUACGUGGUGUGUCGGAGCUGGAUUUGGUGACAGGGGGCAUACCCUCCAUCUUGCUGGUGCAUGGUGUGCUCUCCUUCCCACUCUGCCUGGACAGCUCACACCGCUGCUUCUUAGCUGCAGCACACUAUGGCCAAGGCCGUGUUGUGGUGGCAACCCAUGAAAGCCAGCUGUUCUCCCCAAAGUUGGCCAGAUUCCUGCUCAAUGCUGUCCGCUGGCUGGAUGCUGGGAGAAAGGGGCUGGUGGGUGUGGAUGCCAGCCUGAAGAAACUGUGUAGCCUCCUCCCUCAGGAAGAGGUGAAGUCGCAGGUGUCACAGCUGACAGGUGACAUCAGUGUGUACUGCUGCUCUUCUUACGGCAACAGAGAGGCGGAGAGGGUUCACGCUUUUGUGGCAGAGGGAGGUGGCCUACUGAUUGGAGGCCAGGCCUGGUACUGGGCUUCCCAGAACCGUGGCAAAGCUGCUGUGGCAAAAUACCCUGGCAACAAACUAAAAAAUUUGGGGCGGAGCAUCCUGGGGCAGAGUGUCCAGCCAGCUAAGCACCCAGCUGUGGGGUCUGGGGAGCACUACCACUUCCGCAAGGCACUCGCUCUUUUCAACAGGCAUGUAGACAAGCAUGGGGAGCUCAAGGCCCCCUUGAAGGACUGGCUGCAAAGGCUUGCACAAGACUGCACUGCCUUUCUGCACAUCCCAGCCCAUGACUGCCCUGCAUAUGCCUCGCUCCACCGCAUCCUGACCAAAGUGCUUCAGAGAAGUGGGAUCCCACAUGUCAGCAGGCAGUGCCCUAUCAAGAACAAUUCCAAAGAGGCAGUCCUUCUCUGCAUGGCAACCGAGCUGUCCCUCACCCUGACGGACAGCGCAGCCCUAGUGCAGAAACCUGCUGCUGGGGUCUGUGCCCUUCCCAUCACUGUGGAAAUUGAUGGCACAAACCCAGGUAAGACAGCCUGGAGGAGUACGGGACUCUACCUCCCUGAAGGGCACUCAGCAGUUAUAACUUUCCCUUGCCUGAUGGUCAAUGCUGGUCUGAAGGUGCAGAUUGGGUGUCACACGGAUGACCUCUCUCACGCCAGAGAGCUGAAACGAGCCCCAGUAGUAAUACGCACCUGUGAUGUUGAAGGCCAGAAACAAUCUAUUUCCUGUCUCUGGGGUGGCCUUAUUUACAUCAUAGUACCAGCAAGGAGCGUCCUGGGGAAAGUGUCCAUCUCAGUAGAAGGGGCAGUCAGAGCUCCUUUCUUCAAGCUUG